GAAGCGGAGCGCCGCCAGGUGGGCAUCCACUGAUUUUGAUUCACUGUUCCGGACUCAUGACUGAUCUUUUCGACGUAGAAACACACUUAGACUUGCUGAGUACGCGCGGACGAGCUUUCAAGACCUCAAGGAGGCGGCAGCGCGACAUGCUACUCCAGCACACUGCCCACAAAUGAAGCUGCUGCGCUUCGUAGACUUCAGAGCGAACAACAAGGAGGAAGCCACAGCUUGACCCUCACUUUGACUUACGCAACACCUGGCGUUCGACGAACCGGCACGAUGAAAUUUGCUCGAUAUCUAGAUGACAGCGCGGUAGUGGAAUGGAAGAGAGCGUACAUUAAUUACCGAGGGCUGAAGCGGCUGAUCAAACAGGUUGCUGUUCGGCACCAGACCCGCACAAGCCUCGAGCUACAAAAAGCUGCCACUUCCGAGUCCACCGGCUCGGCAUUCGAAGGCUUGCGACGCAGAGCUCUCGGCAAAGGUUCGAGCAGCCACAGAGUCUCGGGAGUCUCAUACGAUGCCAGGAAUACGCUUUCAGAGGAAGAUGAUGGUGCUGCUCGACCCCCUUUACGCGAGCGCGAGCGCAGCGGGCAAGAGCUCCCUCAGGUCAAUCUCGCCACGACCGGAUUAGCCAUCGCUAGCCAGAGCACAGCCAGCGAUGUCAACGCAGCGGACGAAUUCGGACCUGACAGCGAUGAUACUCGCGUAGGUGUGGAGCCAGCCAAAGCUGGCAAGCUCAAGGGAUCGAGGACGGGCCCAUAUGACAAACGUGAUCUUGAGGCCCAAAGGCCGAACACUGCAUCAACCCUGGCCAGUGCUGGUCCCUCACGCAUUGCCGAGGCCUCGCUGAGAACGCCCGAGCCGGCACAUUUCGGCUCGUCUGCUGAAGCACAUCUUGGAGGCGCAUCUACCCGAAAUGCAUCGCAAGACGCCUCCAAGUUGGCUGGGAAUGGAAAGGAGGAGUUAAAAGGCUCUCGCAACAAGAAGGGAGGCAAGAAAUCUGAAAAGCACAGGGUGUCACUUGACCAACUCAUUGCCGACAACUUUGACAACCAAGAGUCUAAGUUUUUCAGUGCGUUGGAGUUUGAGCACACGCGUAUCGUCGAUUUCUUUGAAGCGAGAGAGAACGAAGCGCACAAGAAGUUCGAGCUACUGGCACGGCAAUUGCGUGAACUCGCUGACCAUCGAAGAGAGUACAAGGCGAUGCAUCCGCCCAACCUCUCGGACAAAGUGGCAGACAAAAUUGGAGUGGCCUCGAUCAUUCCAGUUGCUAAACGUCUGACAAGGGGUCUAGACAGCCCACGCUCUUCCUUGCCGCCGGCCGCUGGAACUGCUCUCUCUCCCAACGCCAAGAACGAGGGCAAGGUGGACCACGGCAAGCGGCGAGCAGGUGACGCCGGUGAGUCUCAGGACGAAGGCGACCGAAGACGGUCGCUGGCGUUGCGGCGGCUUCUGGACGCUGGCAAUGACUCGGACGUCUGGAAUGACGAGGAGCUACGAAAACAAAAUCGUGCUGCUGCAAUGUCCCACGAUCCUCAGCGAUACACAGCCGCCCGAAAGAAGCUCAAGGCUGCAGUGCUAGAGUUCUAUCGAGGCCUCGAGCUUCUCAAGAAUUAUCGCGUUGUCAACUCCAUCGGCGUGCGCAAGAUCCUCAAGAAGUUCGAAAAGGCAACAGGAGUACCAGGCAUCAACGACGCGUGGUAUCAUGUCCACGUGUCCCGUAGUGUGCUUGUGACAUCGGACAGCAUCGAAAGGCUGAUUAAAGGCACCGAGGAAAUUUACAGUGCAUACUUUGAACACGGCAACCGCAAGCGAGCUGUCGAGCGACUGCGGGUAAAUGCCGGCACGGGUGGUGAAGAACAUCAUACGCAUCACAUGAGCGCCUCUCGAACAGGCUUUUAUUUGGGGGUAGCAGUCUGUGCUGCCGUCGCAGGUCUCGUGGAAGCAGAGAAGCAGGGUGGUUCGCGAUUCGACAUUCCGCAGUGGGAUCAGCUUUUGCGGGUGUAUGGGGCACUCUUCUUGCCUACGUUAUUUGCGCUUUUAUUUGGGCUCAAUUUAGCAACUUGGCACCGAGCACGGAUAAACACCAGCUUCAUAUUUGAAUUUGACGUCAGGCACGCGAUGGAUCAUCGACAAUGGUUUGAAAUCCCGGCUUUCCUCCUGCUCCUUCUCGCUGUGGCGUUUUGGAUCAGCUUCUUGAAUCCUUUCCCUCGCGCCAUCGCUCCAACGACCUGGCCCCUCGUCUGGCUUGUCAUCGUCGUCCUCGUCCUUCUCAAUCCGUUGCCGAUCAAUCUUCCCCACAGCCGGCAAUGGUUCGUCAGGAGCUUGGUUAGAGUCUUCGCGGCAGGCUUGCUAUUUGGGGUGGAGUUCCGGGACUUCUUCAUCGGCGAUGAGCUCAACUCUCUGGCGUGGCCAAUAUCCAAUCUAUGGGUCAUUGGAUGCGAGUACAACAAGAGCUGGCGGCCACCAACGUGCAAUCCCAAUGGAACUUUUUGGACAGCCGCUCUCUCGUCAUUGCCUGCUCUACUUCGUCUUGGGCAAUGCAUCCGGCGUUUUGAGGAUAGCAAAAGAACAGCAUAUCUUCAUCUGGUGAACGCGGCAAAAUACACAGCGGGGGUCAUUUUCUAUUGGUCUUACCUAAAUUACAGAUAUCACGGCAGCGGCAGGCAGCGCGACCUUAUUUUUUGGUGUUUCUUUGCUACUCUAUACAGCCUGUACGCCGGAUCGUGGGAUCUUCUGAUGGAUUGGUCGGUGUUGCGACCUCGUGCAAAGCACUGGAUGCUUCGUGAUGAAAUCACCUGGCCACCAGCUUUCUACUAUUUUGCCAUCAUCUCCAAUACUUUGCUCCGUUUUAGCUGGACCAUUUAUCUCUUCCCUGGACCGGCAUCCGCAACACUCAAAGUCUUCAUCAUUGCGCUGCUGGAGGCGCUUAGGAGGCUGCAAUGGAACGUGUUCAGAUUGGAGAACGAGCAUCUCGGAAAUGUGGACAUGUACCGCACUACGCGGGAGACACCUUUGCCAUACCGGAUCCCUGCUGCAGACGCAGUCGACGAAGUUGAUGACCUGCCGGCCUCCAAACGAUGGCUCCCGCUUCUCGCACUUCCAGCAAUUCGUAAGCUUCGACGGAAACAAGCCGGAGAGGUAAGCACAGGGGCGGACUCGGAGUCUUCUGACGAGCCCGAGCAGGCUUCACGCCCGCCUCCAGCUAAGGUCUUUUCGGGGAGUCACAAGGCGCAGAAGACAUCUGCGGUCCUUCCCAUCUCUACCGAGCGUCCGCAGGGUCAGCGGUCCGUCGAGGUCGCGCGUUCGGAGCGUCAAAAUCAAGGUGCACCUGUACUCAGCAAAUCGCGUCUGUUGGACAAGCUUCACGAUAAACUCGUCCCAGAUCGAGGCGGAUAUGCAGUUCAGGGGCCGGGCAUCACGGAUCAAGGAGCGGCGCACGGUGCUCAAGCUCGGGACUACCAGCCUAGAGCCGUGGAGGUUGAUGGUGCAAGUCGGCUCAGCACUGAUGAUGGUGAUUCAGACGCUGCACUGGAUGAUAGUGAUCGCUGAUAGGCCAGAGCCCGCCUCUGGACUGAACGCGGCAGGUGCAUCUGCUCAUACUGGCACGGUUUGCAAUGGAUUACAUUGAAAUUUGCGCACACAUACGACGUGACUCAAACGGAACGCGACAUGAGGUGCAAAUACCC
Ceraceosorus guamensis is the source of this 3689-nucleotide messenger RNA. RefSeq names its product EXS-domain-containing protein. Lineage: Eukaryota; Fungi; Basidiomycota; Exobasidiomycetes; Ceraceosorales; Ceraceosoraceae. Gene Ontology annotation, cellular component: Golgi apparatus; cytoplasm; plasma membrane. Bases 280 to 3552 code for a protein of 1090 amino acids. Gene Ontology annotation, molecular function: inositol hexakisphosphate binding. The record is from RefSeq and is a predicted model, not a curated record. Gene Ontology annotation, biological process: phosphate ion transport; cellular response to phosphate starvation. The transcript has 12 exons.